CGAAUGAGCGUCCAGUGAUCGUUCUACUGUAGGGGUCAUGUACUACUAAAAUUAGAUGUAUUGAGCAUGCUUUUGAGUCUGAUAGAAAAGUUGAUAUGAAUUUGAAAUCACUUAGAAAAGUAUCGUUGGAAUUAUUUAAAAUUUUUUAAACAGCUUUUUAGUCAAGAUUCUAGAAAGUUGCAGGCUUCUUAUCUUGAACGCAACUCCUAUGGAAUCCGCUACGCAAACUACGUUGUUGCUGUCAAAGUUUCCCGCGAAACUACUGCACAUGCAAAUCUGUAUCAAAACAUUUCUGCUUUGGUGAUAUCCUUGCACUGGGUAACCCAGUAGUCUCUUAGCACCUUACCAAUAAGAGCAGAGAAGCGGUCAUCUCGUGGCAGUACAGCAGCCUGCUCCUGAUAUUGUCGCAGGCAUCUAAAAGUCAAGACGGGCCAUGAGUGAGGUCCAGGAUAGGGAUUGUGAUCCCCAGAACUCCCAUGUUGACAAGAGAUGGGACAGUCAGUUGUCAGUCCUCCCAGACAAGCUACAACAGAGACUGAUGCCAUUCCAAAAGGAGGGAGUCAAAUUUGCCCUAUCAAAGAAUGGAAGGUGUAUGAUCGCAGAUGAGAUGGGUCUGGGGAAGACGGUGCAGGCUAUCUCUGUGGCCUACGCCUACAGACAGGAGUGGCCUCUGCUCAUCGUGGUGCCCUCCUCUCUAAAGUACCCCUGGAUCGAGGAGAUAGAGAGGUGGAUACCUGAGCUCAACCCUGGAGAUAUCAACCUGGUGGAGACCAAGACUGACACGCUGGGGAUCAGUAGCAGUAAGGUAACAGUGUUGGGUUACGGGCUGCUCACCACAGAUGCACGCCUCCUGGUGGAGGCUCUGACCAGACAGAGGUUUAAUGUGGUGGUGGUGGAUGAGUCCCACUACCUCAAGUCCAGGAACGCAGCCAGGUCUAAGAUACUGGUACCACUCAUCCAGAACGCCAAGCGGGCCAUCCUACUGACGGGCACCCCGGCCCUGGGACGGCCAGAGGAGGAGGCGAGUGGCAGCUUGGAGGAGUGGGAGCGCCUGAUGAGGACGAUGGGUUCGGGGGUCUCUGCCACCGACAACCCCUUCACUGAAGUCAUGGGGCUCGUGACACGCAUGUACAAACAGACCGCCAUCGCUAAGGCCGGAGCAGUGAAAGACUACAUAAAGAUGCUGCUGGAGACUGAGAAGUUAAAGUUCCUGGUGUUCGCUCAUCACCUGACCAUGCUACAGGCAUGUACCGAGGCUGUCAUCGAAGCCAAGGCCAGUUACAUCCGUAUCGAUGGCAGUGUUCCGUCCUCAGAGCGUAUCCACUUGGUUCACCAGUUCCAGAAUCCCCCGUGGCCUCCUCAUCCCCCAGGCUCUCAGGCCAGUUACAUCCAGUAUGAUAGAAUAGUCAUUAUAUUUACGAGAUGGAGUGUGUCCUGUGUGUUCUGUGGUGUCCAGGGCCUGACGUUCACAGCGGCCACUCACGUGGUGUUUGCUGAGCUGUACUGGAACCCUGGCCAUGUGAAGCAGGCUGAGGACCGGGCGCACCGCAUUGGACAGACCGCCUCCGUCCACGUGCACUACCUCAUCGCCAAGGGAACCUUUGACACCGUCAUGUGGGGCAUGCUCAACAGGAAGGAAACAGUAACGGGCAGUACUCUGAACGGUAAGAAGGAGUACUUAAAGGCAGAGUUGGGGGAUAAGGACAAAUGGGACUUCCUGAAUUUCGCCGAGGCGUGGACACCAAGCGAGACGACCCUGGCAGCAGGAGGAGUGGUUGACAAUGACAAAGAUCCUGUGUUCUUUAACCAUUUUGAGAAGGACAAACAGCACGACAUCCGUUCGUUCUUCUCUCCGGACGCGGGUAAAGAGAAGAAGAGGAAAAGAACAGAGGGUGAGGUUUGCCUUUCCCCCGUUACCCCCUCAGAGAAGGGGGGUUCUAUAGAUGUGGAGAACUCAGAGAGUGACAAGGAGAAAAACUACAACUCCCGAUCCCCUGACCUCCAGGACCUAGACUUCUCUCCCCAGGUGAAGAGGCUGCGGCUGCCCACCUCCACCCUCACCCCCAGCGCUACCCACAGCCCCAGGUCUCGUCUUGGGGGGAAAAGGAGGUCCCUCCAUGGGGGGAGAGGCACCAGCAGCAGCCCCCUGGCCUCUCUGUUUACCCCCCGUCGGCUCUCUGAGAAAGGGGCCCCGAAACCAAGGUUGAGCCCCAGACCAGGACCACCAGAUCAGGGGAAGGGAGAUCAGUGGAGCUGUGGGGCCUGUACUUACUCCAACAGCAUCCUGCUCCUUUACUGUGAGGUGUGCGAGUCCCCACUCCACAGGCCCAGCACUGGUGAGUACACACACACACACACACACACACACACACACACACACACGUUGGCAGGCGUAACAUACACCAAGUCAGAAAUAGAGCAGCGUGACAACGUGUCUCUGCUAGAUGACAACGAGGAGAAGAGGACGCAACACACUGUUCACCUGACUGUCAAGUGAGAAACAGUCACAAGGCCUGUUCUCGUUGUGCCACGCGUCUCAAAGUUUACAAAGUAAAGUUGAUGAAUUGGCUGAAGUUAAAGUUCCCCAAGGCACUCUGGCUGACUAUCUAAUAGGACUGGGAGAAGGAAGGUAACUGUCUCUCCUCAAACACAGACACCUCCUGGUUCA
Oncorhynchus masou masou (cherry salmon) is the source of this 2668-nucleotide messenger RNA. RefSeq names its product DNA annealing helicase and endonuclease ZRANB3-like. Lineage: Eukaryota; Metazoa; Chordata; Actinopteri; Salmoniformes; Salmonidae. Gene Ontology annotation, biological process: DNA repair; replication fork processing. Gene Ontology annotation, molecular function: ATP-dependent chromatin remodeler activity; ATP binding. The record is from RefSeq and is a predicted model, not a curated record.